Molecule: messenger RNA, 771 nt
Organism: Penicillium subrubescens
Lineage: Eukaryota; Fungi; Ascomycota; Eurotiomycetes; Eurotiales; Aspergillaceae
Exons: 2
Coding region: 1-771 (256 amino acids)
Source: RefSeq, a predicted model, not a curated record
AUGACUUCUCAUAAAAGGCCGCUCACCGUCUCUCCGGAGGAAUCUUACCUUGAUAAUCCCUCGGAUGAAGACUGCAGCGAAUGGGAGAGGAUCACACAGGACCCAGCCAAGCGAGUCGCGUUUGAAAGAGAGUGCAUUGAAGAUGAGCUCACCAAUCAGAGACGAGUAAUUCUAUUGCAAGACAAUCCUAGCAGCAGAAGUCACUGCCGCUUUUGGGACUGCGUUCCUAGGAAGUUAAAUGGAGAGCCUAAUAUCCGGUCUGCAUUUCGUUUCAACGUUAAGGACCUUUCCGGUCGAUACUAUGAACCGAACCAUUACUAUCAUGUGUCAUGCAUGGAGCAAAUAUUUCCCGACCUGAGUGCCUUGAUAGAGCGGGGUGUUCUGCAGAUGGAAGGCGGGGUCGCCCAGCUGACAUCAGCCAGCUGGCAAAUAUCACGCUUUCACAACGCUAUUGAAGAUUGGUUCCGCUAUAAGGGCCGGACCUUCGAAGUGAAAAUAUACGAUCGAUUCAAAAAGGCACAUGCUAAGUGGGAGCGGAAAGCCAGCACAGUGGAGAUCAACCAUCAACUCGAGGCUCAUGAGGGUAGUUCUCAGAAUUGUGAGAAGUGUGGAAAAGUACCGGAUGAACCGCAGAGAAAAGACUACUUUCCUGAAGAGCCUCACAGCAGCCUUCUGAGUGAAGUUCUGGCCUCUGUGAUUGGCGUGGGAAACUUGGAUGGAGUAGGUGGUGAUUCAAAUGCUCGCCGUCUCAAGAAGACUCGGCGCAGCUAG